AUGAGUGAGGAAAUCAAAAUUAAAGUAAAGCGUUCUGUUUCAUAGAGGAAAGGGAGACAACAGGCUGGCCAUAACUAGUCACUGGGAGGCUCAAUUCAGCACUAGAAUGAUAUAGUCAACAUAAAAAUCAAUCAAAGCAAAAUAAAUGCAAGUGGAGCCAAGCAAGCUUAGGCGAUGGCCUAAAGCCAGGCAUUUAAUAAAUCUAUGAUAGAAAUAUCCCAAUUAAUUUAGGGAAUGACUAUUGAUAGCAACUCUGGUUUUGGAAACCAAAGCAAUUUGACUGGUUAACACAGUUCAAAAAUGUUCUUGAGAGCACGCAAAAAUAAAAAUACAGCUCAACUGAUGAAUUAAACCAUUUCAUAUGGAGUAGGUAACAGUCAGCAGCAUCAGUCGAUGCUAAAUCAAACUGGAAUUCUUAUUAGAAAUCAUAAAAGUAGGCUAAGAAAGUAAACUAGGAGAGAACUAUAGUCAACAGUGGGAAUGACAGAUGGUAACUAAAUAUCAAUACCGAGAAAUGUUUAGUAGAGCUAUGAUCAAUCACCUUCUCCUACUAGGUUCAUUAAGUCUAAGGCUCGUAUCAAGAAUCUUAUUGCAAAAGAUAAAGAAUCCAAUAAUAAUGAAAAUACUCUAAUUGAUCAAAGCAAUUCAUCUUUGUAAAUACAUAGAAGUAAACUGGAUUAAAUUAAGGUAUCUCAAAAAUUUGCAUCAUUUGCGAGUAGGAAUAAUACCCUUAUAAAAAAAAAUAGUGCACUUACAGAACAUUCUAAUGUCUCAAACAUGAUUAUUAGACCUUAAUCAUAGUUUGGAGGUGUGGCAGGUAGAGUUCAUUAAAAAGGACAACUUGGAUAGUCCAGCUCGAUAGACAGAACUUACACUGCAGUAAAAAGUAAACAGAGAGUUCGCAUUCAAAAUAGAACUACCUUAGAUGUUAUCAACAUGAGUGUUGAGAAAUCAAUUUUAUAAGAUUAGACUUAGUAUGGUGCGAGUCAAUUAAGUAGUGCUAUCAAUAACUAAAAAAAUCCAGCAAAAGCUGCUUAUGAUAACGAGUAUAACCAAUCUCAAAUGUCUUACCUAGAUCAAUAUGUUAAGAGGGAGAAAAAUAGUCUUUCUCCAUUUACUAAACUGACAAAUUCGCAAACCAAUAGAGAAAUAAAAUCAUUGAACUAUAAACUUAUGAGAGUAAUCACCACUGAUGAUUAUCACACGAUUUUACAGCCUUUUAGACCAAAUGAAAUAGAAGUUAUUGAACAGACAUCAAUCCUAUGCAAAAUUAAUGUGAGAGGAAACAUGUCUCCUGCUAGAUUUUUUAUAACUUUCAAAAAUGAGAUGACAGCCAUGAACUAAACAAUAAGCACUGGAUCAAUUGGAAUAAAUAGACGAGUAUAAAAGCUUCCCGAUCUAAAAGUUUAUCUCUCCAGUUACCAUAAGGAACCAAAUGAGCAUCAUAAUGAAAAGUUUUUCGCAAAUUCUGGCUGGUUGCUCUAUAAUAGUGUCUGUUUCAUUUCCUUAGGAUAACAAAGAUUCUUAGCAAUUCAAGAAAAGUUAGCAAGUUCACUAGGUAUAGACUUUGCCUUUGCAAGAGGGAGAAGAAGACACUAAAAUAAUACAAUCAGACAAGGAUUCAAGAUGAUAAUUAGAGUCAUGCUCCAGAUUUUAUUAUAAAGAACAAAUCUCUUAUAUCUCAUUGGAAUUGCUUUAAGGGUGAAAGAAGAUCUUAGUUCACUGAGCAAGUGUAAUAAAAGGUUAACUUGGCAUUACAAAGAAAAGAGGAACUUGAAAUUGAAAAGCGGAAGAAAAAUUUAUUUGGCUUAUACAAAUGGGACUUUAUAAGAUAAAAAGUAUUUUGAUCGAAAUAUACUAAUGACUCAAUAUAGAAACUAAGACAUUAGAAAGAGACCGAAGAUUAAAGCGAUAUAUGAGAAGUUUUCUGACUGCAAAAGAUAAAUAGAUAUCAAACGCAGAAUGAAGUAUGCUGCGAAAUUUCUAAUGAGAAUAUCCAAGAAAUUUUUCACGAAGUUUGCUAAAACUUACUAACAGAGAGCUCAUAAAAAGGCUUAAUUGAUAAUGCAUAUUCAGCAUUCUUACAGAAACAGAUGCCAAUGCCUUGACAAUAGGAAAAAUUUCUUGAUAAGCUAUUUCGAUAAGGAAAGAGCUUUCCUGGUGAAAUUCUACAUUUAGAAAAAAUCAAAACGAUCAAAGCAUCUAGUGAAAAGAUUGAAUCUGAUUGAUUAAGAUGUUAGAGAUAAGAUACUAAAGAUAUACUUUGAAAAGUGUACCUUUGAUUACAGUGUGAAAUUCAACCAAUGGAGAAUAAAGAUGCAUGGAGAAAAUAGUGGAGUGGAUUAGGAAUCUAUGAUCACUAGGAAUGAAAUGCUACUAUAAAAGGAAUAGCUUUUGUUUUAAGGGACUGAAGUAGUGGAAGAAGAUCAAACUGCUGCUGCUUCCAAGCUAUCCUCUGGUAACUCUGGCACUAAAUCUGCUAGUGAAAGCAUUCCAUCAUCACCAUUAAGAAGAUAAAGAGUCUAGACUUUCAGGUAUAAAAAAGGAACAAGCACUAAUGAUACCAGAAAGGGAAGUGAUAUGCCUCCAAUAUUUCUAUCAAUGCCAAGCAGGGAGGUUUUGCAUAAACUUGUCAUCAAAGCAACUGAGUUUAAGACUAUUGAUGAUCUUAAUAAUACUAUUAAGUGA
Messenger RNA from Stylonychia lemnae, 2688 nucleotides. Lineage: Eukaryota; Ciliophora; Spirotrichea; Sporadotrichida; Oxytrichidae. The record is from the annotation of a GenBank genome assembly.